Molecule: messenger RNA, 1206 nt
Organism: Ahaetulla prasina
Lineage: Eukaryota; Metazoa; Chordata; Lepidosauria; Squamata; Colubridae
Gene: SFT2D1
Product: SFT2 domain containing 1
Exons: 8
Coding region: 123-602 (159 amino acids)
Biological process (GO): vesicle-mediated transport
Cellular component (GO): membrane
Source: RefSeq, a predicted model, not a curated record
CCCAGUUUCCGUUUCGAAGCUGCCUUAGGAGGAGCCGUUGCAACCGAAGCGCUGAGCCUCGACGAGGUUUGGUGGGGUUGUUUUUGGAAGGGAUCAGAGGCGCGGAGGGUGCUGUCGCGGCGAUGGAGAAGCUGCGGCGGGUGCUGAGAGGAGAGGAUGACGAGGAGCAGGGCCUGACAACGCAGGUCCUUGAUGGAUCAUCCCUGAGCUUUAAUACUCGUGUGAAAUGGUUUGCAAUAUGUUUUAUAAGCGGCAUUUUGUGUUCUCUCCUUGGGACAGGAUUGCUCUGGCUUCCAGGUGGAAUAAAACUCUUUGCAGUGUUCUAUACCUUGGGAAACAUUGCUGCUUUAGCCAGUACUUGCUUCUUGAUGGGUCCAGUGAAACAGCUGAAAAAGAUGUUUGAACCAACAAGGUUAAUUGUAACAAUUGUUAUGCUGCUUUCUUUGAUCCUCACGUUAUUUGCAGCAUUUUGGUGGCAAAAGAAAGGGUUAGCCCUGCUGUUCUGCAUUUUGCAGUUUCUGGCAAUGACCUGGUAUAGUCUGUCAUACAUCCCAUAUGCAAGGGAUGCUGUAUUGAAAUGCUUCACUUCUUGCCUAAGUUAAAGAGAAGCAGAAUUUUUUCCAGUGCUUGGAAACCUACAUCAUUUUUCCAAGUGGUUCAGGUCCUGAAACAUUGACAUACUUCUUCACAAUGGGGAUUAAAUUAUAUUAGCAGGAGAACUUUAAAAAAAAAAGUACAGAACCAGGGCAAUGAUACCAUCAUCACAAGACCCCUCAAUCCAUCCUUAUUCUAAAAAUAUUUUCACUCAGUGGUCUUAAAAUUGCUGGAUGAAAGUCUGCUAACAUGAUUUAAUCUCAAAAUGAUAUGGUCUUUGAGUUUCAGGUAAAAUGUCUGUAAAUUCAUCUGCCUCAUUUUUUUAUAUUUUUCUUUCCAAUUUGUCUAUUAUAUUUUAUUUCCCAAAAUCCUGUUAAAUUGUAAAACAAAGAAUUACACUAUGUUAUAGCUACUGUGCCUCUUCAGAAAUGAUUAACACUGGAGAUAGCAUGGAGAGAAAAAAUGAGACUAUAUAAGAAAUGUUUUUUCCAAAUUCAGAAACUGUGUGUUAGUCCUUUAUUUUAAAUGCCAACUUUUUAUACUGUGAUACUUAAAACGCAUUUAAUUUGAGUAAUAUAUUAAAUCAGUGAUUAAAAUAAAUAUUUAAAACUA